AUGUCAAAUCCGAGGUCUGCGGAGUUUACAAAAGUUAACUCACGUUUAGACUUCAACACCAUCUGCGGUGUGAUCCAUCGUGCUAUACCCGAGACUGUGAAGGAUGGUAGGUUUAUCAUAGAAUCAGAUCUAUCUAGUUCUAGUGAUACAAUUGCUCCAAUUUCUUCUGCUCCACCCAGCGGCUUCAUACCCAAAAUGGAUUUACCAAGAAUAAAACCACCCAGAUUGAGCUUACCGUCUCUGAAUGUACCGAAACUGAAACAUCUCCAUGGGCACCUGAAAACUCCAAGAGUCGGAACGCCGAUGCUAUUGAUUCCGUGGAAACACGACGAGGAAUCCAGUGCAGAAAAAAUGGAAAGAUUCAAGAAGGGAGUACAGAAGAUGCUAAAUUUCGUGAAAGUUAUCGGUAAAAUUGAUAAAUAUAUAUCGGAAAGGACUAGAAUAGUGAUUGACAAAUUAUCAAAGACAUUUGCCGAGUGA
Molecule: messenger RNA, 480 nt
Organism: Danaus chrysippus (African queen)
Lineage: Eukaryota; Metazoa; Arthropoda; Insecta; Lepidoptera; Nymphalidae
Source: the annotation of a GenBank genome assembly